GGAUGUAAUAAUGGGGAGGUGUCAGGUACAACAGAUGCCCCUAAGUAAUAGCUGCUGAAGUACAAACAUUAUUAGCAACCAGGUCGGGAUUUCAUGAUGACUAUCGAUAUAAAUAAGUUGAAACGAAACGUUCGGGGGCGUGCUCGGUUCAUCCUGUGCUUUAUCAUGGGAGCAAGCCCGCUGCUUAUCGUCCAGGUCUUCAACUUUCACCAGGGGGUUGAAAUUUGGCGCAACGCCGGCAUGGAGACGCUUCGGGGUCGCGGCGAGACGGCGGAUUUCACCCAGCGGACAGAGCGACGUGACCGGGCUGCUCUGGACGUGGAGUCCCAGAUCCUCCACGAGAUCAAGAACCGCACCAUGAGGACCAUGUGCAGCCAGAAGAACAUGCCCCACGAUUUAUGGUCCCUUGCGCCCUCACAGAGGAAGACCUUGCUGCAGCAUGUUCUGGUGAACGACAAGUACGGCUUCCUCUACUGCUACGUCCCCAAGGUGGCCUGCUCCAAUUGGAAAAGGGUCCUUAAGGUCCUAAGCGGGGCACUGGAGAGCGUGGCCGUCAAAGGGAAGAUGGACCACGAACAUGACCUCGUCUUUUUGGCCUCCAUGAAACCAGAGGAGAUUCGUUACCGCCUCAAGCACUACUUCAAAUUCAUGUUUGUGCGAGAUCCUAUGGACCGCCUGCUGUCCGCCUACAGGAACAAGUUCGGAGAGAUGGAGUCCUACCAAAAAAAAUACGGCGUCGAGAUCAUCAAGCGCUACAGGAAGGGCCGCCCGCUUGAUAACUCGCCGAUAACCGGAGAUGACGUCACUUUUGCAGAGUUUGUCCGUUACCUGCUGGAUGAAGAUGCGGAGCACAUGAACGAGCACUGGAUGCCAAUGUACAACCUAUGCCAGCCUUGCGCGCUCAACUACGAUUUCAUCGGCUCGCACGAACACCUAGAAAUGGAUGCCGAGUUUGUGCUCCAGCAAAUCGGGGCUCCAGCGCACGUGCGCUUUCCAGAGAGACAGUAUUGGUACAAGCCCGUCACCCCAGAGACGAUACAGUAUUACCUGUGCAGCCUUCCACAGAAGCUGCUGAGGGAACUCCUGCCAAAGUACAUCCUAGACUUCUCCCUCUUCACGUAUGCCCUCCCAAACAUUAACACUCAGUAUUGCCGGCAUUAAAAGUUUGUUAAAAAAAACAAAAACGGCAUUCAUUUGUACCAUAGUGUUUACAUCACAAGCACUGGAUUAGAGAUGUCCCACAACUGUGAACUUUCCAACCUUUCUAUCAAAUAAAAAUAAACCUUUCCACCAGACCGAAUGAUACACCAUGUUCUGUACACAAUCUGGUUACCAUACCAAUGACCCUACAAACAACACUGGAAUUUCAAUUCACAAACACAUUGCGAAGAGCUUCGAAGCUAUUGGCACUUCUGACGUGUUUAUUUCCACAAUUGUCGUACCUCGCGCCGGUCAGAGCUGUGUCAGCCUGUCUUAGAUUACAUGUCUACCAUGAAUUUACCAUGAAUUGAUUAACAUGGACUCGAGUUAAACAAGUUGAACAACUUAUUCGGGUGUUACCUUUUAGUGGUCAAUUGUACGGAAUAUGUACUGAACUGUGCAAUCUACUAAUAAAAGUAUCAAUCAAUCAAA
Nerophis ophidion (straightnose pipefish) is the source of this 1632-nucleotide messenger RNA. RefSeq names its product carbohydrate sulfotransferase 14-like. Bases 94 to 1161 code for a protein of 355 amino acids. Gene Ontology annotation, cellular component: membrane. Gene Ontology annotation, molecular function: sulfotransferase activity. Gene Ontology annotation, biological process: dermatan sulfate proteoglycan metabolic process; carbohydrate biosynthetic process. NCBI's taxonomy places the organism in Eukaryota, Metazoa, Chordata, Actinopteri, Syngnathiformes, Syngnathidae. The transcript is spliced from 2 exons. The record is from RefSeq and is a predicted model, not a curated record.